This is a messenger RNA of Plasmodium relictum, 450 nucleotides long. Its product is annotated as CCAAT-binding transcription factor, putative. The transcript has a single exon. Gene Ontology annotation, biological process: heterochromatin formation; DNA damage response; leading strand elongation. Gene Ontology annotation, cellular component: epsilon DNA polymerase complex; CHRAC. The record is from RefSeq and is a predicted model, not a curated record. Gene Ontology annotation, molecular function: chromatin DNA binding; protein heterodimerization activity. Bases 1 to 450 code for a protein of 149 amino acids. NCBI's taxonomy places the organism in Eukaryota, Apicomplexa, Aconoidasida, Haemosporida, Plasmodiidae.
AUGGAAAAUAAAAAUAAUAUAGAAAAUAUAAACUUGAUCAAAGAGACAAUGUUUGGACUUCCUAAUAGUGUUAUUUUAAAAACAAUACAUAAUAAUGUAAAUCUAAAAAAUUAUAAAAUUAGAAAAGAAGCUGUUCAAACAUUAAGUAAGUGUUUAUCUAUGUUUAUUUUAUAUAUAACUGAUGGAGCAUUAGAACAUUGUGAAAAUGAAAAAAGAUCAACUAUUUUUACUCGCGACAUUUUAAACUCCUUAGAUGAUUCCCUAUUUCUUGAAAUACAUGAUGAAUUAAGAAAACAGAUAUCUAUUCAAGAAGAAAAAAAUAAAAUGGAAAAUUCUAAAGAAAAUGAGAAAAUCGAAGAAACAAAUAAGAACAAUGAAAACAAUACACAAAUUAAUGCGAGAGAACAAAAUAAAGACGAUUUUGAUAUAUUGCUGCAAGCGUUAGAAUAA